GGUCUUGAAACAUGUUGGUUCACAAAACUCUGGGAAGCGAUUUCAGAACAAUAUUGCUAUAUUUCACAAUCCUUUGUUAAAGAAUUUGUAAAAAAUUGCACAACAUGUGCAACACAAAGAAAUUUUCCUAAUCCAGUGGCUGGAAAGCCGAUAAUUUCUAGUGCUUUUCUCAAUAGGGUUCAGGUCGACUUGAUUCGUAUGACUAGUAUUUCUGAUGGCAAUUACCAUUAUAUUUGUCACAUGUGUAAACACUUUACCCGGUAUUCUUGGGCCCGGGCUUUAACAAGUAAGCAACCAAUUGAGGUUGCUGUAUUUCUUUUCGAUAUUUUUGUUUGUUUUGGUGCUCCAAUCAUUCUCCAAAGUGAUAAUGGCCAUGAGUUCACAGCAGAAAUAAUCAAAGAAUUAUUAACUAUUUGGCCCAACGUUCAUAUAAUUAAUGGCCGUCCAAG
Molecule: messenger RNA, 449 nt
Organism: Racocetra persica
Lineage: Eukaryota; Fungi; Glomeromycota; Glomeromycetes; Diversisporales; Gigasporaceae
Source: the annotation of a GenBank genome assembly